This is a messenger RNA of Cajanus cajan (pigeon pea), 1863 nucleotides long. RefSeq lists its product as uncharacterized. The record is from RefSeq and is a predicted model, not a curated record. NCBI's taxonomy places the organism in Eukaryota, Viridiplantae, Streptophyta, Magnoliopsida, Fabales, Fabaceae. Gene Ontology annotation, molecular function: DNA-binding transcription factor activity; DNA binding.
AGUAGCCUGUCCGAAUUUUGUUAUUCUCAAUAUUUUCUUUUUUCUUUGGAAACCAAAUACCAAUAUCAUCUUGUUAUCAGUCUUAAUUAAUUCUGCUGUUGAAUGAAUGAAUAAUUUAGCAAAAAGACACCCCUAAAACCAGCUGGGCGGUCGAGCCUUCUGAAGAUAUCUGAUUUGAAGAUAAAUGUUUGGAUACGCUGUUUCACACAACACAUGAUUCAUCAAUAGCUAGACUUGGAAGAGAUAGACAUCAUCAUCUUAGAUGAAUUCAGAGACCUGAAAUUCCAACUUUGUAAAAGACAAAGAAGUCAAUAUAUAUUACAUUGGUUGGAGGUAAAAACCCGUGCAACAACAAAUAAACAUGUCAGAAGGGUAUGAGAUUCACAACAAUGAAGAAACUUCAUCUGGAUGUUCUCAGAAAUGCUCUUCCUUUGACUUGAAUGAAGAAUUAGCUUUCAGUGAAGAUAAUAACAGUGAUACAGAAGAGGGGUAUGAGGUCACAACUAAGGAGAAUGAGAAAGAAAAGGAUGAGGGCACUUCAGGAAAUGGAAGUAGUACAUCAAGAGAAGGAAGUGAGAGAAGAGGAACGGUGAGACAAUAUGUUAGAUCAAAGAUGCCACGGCUUCGGUGGACUCCUGAGCUUCAUCAUUCAUUUGUGCAUGCUGUUGAAAGACUUGGUGGCCAAGAGAGAGCAACACCUAAGUUGGUGCUUCAACUAAUGAAUGUGCGAGGACUCAGCAUUGCUCAUGUCAAGAGUCACUUGCAGGUAGCACAAGUUGAGAUGUAUCGAAGCAAGAAACUUGACGAGGCUGGGCAAGUACUAAGUCAAACGUACAGGUCGAUCCAAGAAGCAGGUCGUAGAUCUCUGAUACUCCACCAGUCGUCCAUGAGUCCUCAUCAGCAUUUUAAAAUGGGGAAUGGUGGAAUUAUUCUAGCAACUAAUUUCAACAAACAUACUCCUUUCCAAAGUCUCCUCCAGCCCUCUUUUUCCCUUUCACGUUCACAUACAAACGACACUGCUUCAAGGCACCAGCACUGGUAUGUUAAUCAUCAAGCUUCUAGAAUCCCAAUGGCUUCCAGCCAAAUUCAAGCAAAGGAUACACGCGGCAGAAUUGCACCCAUGAGACCUAGCCAAUUGCUUGAAGAGAAAAGGUGGCCUCCUUUAGAAAUUAUGAACAAUCAUCAAACCAAGUUCAAAAGGUUAUUACCCUCCAAUCCCAUUGUUGCUCCUAAAAAUGGGUCACAAGCUGUUCAGCCUGCUGAAUGGAGUUCUGUGAACAACACAAGCAUCAGAGAAUAUCUAUCCAACAACUCCAAUGAACCUCGCAACUACUCCAACAGUUUAAAGCUAGAAUUUGAUCCCCCAUUUCGGAUUAAGUUGAAUCAAGAGAAAUUGCAGAAAGACAAGCUACUUUUGCCUGAUUUGCAACUGGGUUUGAGUCACACAGUUGGAACUGAUGAUGGCAAGUACAGAGGAACCCAAGAAAUCAACACUAAGCUUUCACUUUCUUAGAGCUUCGUAAUGUCGAUAACGCAAAUAUAUAAUACCAUAUAUCUAGCUGAUUAUAAUAUAUAGAGAGAUGAUAUAUCCAAACAAGAAAAUAGGUACACAAGAUCAAUGUCCCUACAGGACACAUGGGCUUGCUAUAGUAUAUACUAUAUAGCUUCUUUUUUGGGUUUUUUUUUAAAAACCUAAAUAGGAUCUGAUUGCAAAAGGAAACGUGUUGUGAUGAUUGAGAGUGAGUUCAAUUCAUAUUAGCAAUUUUCUUUUUCUUUUUUGUUUUUUGUUACAAAUGAUUGGUUUGAUCAACUCACUGAAUCUAUGUAAAUAAAUAAAGAGAACAUGUUCGUGCUAUAAACCGU